This is a messenger RNA of Penicillium manginii, 1299 nucleotides long. RefSeq lists its product as uncharacterized. The record is from RefSeq and is a predicted model, not a curated record. NCBI's taxonomy places the organism in Eukaryota, Fungi, Ascomycota, Eurotiomycetes, Eurotiales, Aspergillaceae. The transcript has a single exon. The coding region runs from base 1 to 1299 and encodes 432 amino acids.
AUGAAGCUACCCCGAGCUUGUUUUCUUCUGGCCUCGGUGCUUCUGGCUCCAGCCAAAGCCUCGCCAUGGUUCGGUACUAAGUACAUCGCUGUUAUCGAAACCGCCGCAGUACCAGGCUAUACAGGGAAAUAUCUCACAGAGGAUCCUAUCAUGCGUACAAGGACUGUCGAAAUCUCCCCGACAAUCACAAAUCCAUCUGUGAUCACCUCAUAUACCGAGAUUGAAGGAUACAGUUCUGAUGUAACAGCUCUCAAUUUGGUCGUGGAGCCGUCAGCUGGCGUUUCCAUCUCUGUCAAUCGCUACGUGGAUUACUAUGUCAGCAUCACAUACACAGCUCCACCGUCAUGCUCUUAUACAACAAAGCAGUCGCUGACGACCACCAUCCCUGUGUAUGUACCAAAUGAUGCCAAUGGCUUCGUGGAUCCAAUCUGGAUAAAAACGACAACAGAGCACUAUUCCUACAUCACAGGGGCCUACACCGACGUGAAAGCGUUAUUGGACUCUACAGCUAUUCCGGCAAGCGUUUUUUCCUCCGCAAGUUCGCAAUACAAGCCGGCAUAUUAUACAUCCUGCUACAGCUACUAUGCUAAUUCUGGUUCAAAUUCCGGAUCGAAUUCAGGAGACUCCGACAGCACUGGAUAUGGCAGCGGAAAUUCUGGCUACUAUAGUUGUCAGGAGUUCAUCUGGACCGCUGGGAAUUCUGCUAUUGGGGGCGGCUAUUGUUGCUCUGACGGGUGCCACUACACCUGGGGAAUCACACCGUGGGCUGUUGCAUUGGCCGUAAUCUUCAGCUGGUUCGGUCUAUGCCUCAUAAUCGGGUUGGUCGAGAGCUGGUUCAUCUACAGGCGCGCCAUGCUCGGGGGGAAAGUUCGCCGCGGUUUCCCCUAUGCAUUCGCCUGUUCAUUUCCAAUUCUCUCCUGUCUAUCCUUGCUUUCUGUGAAGAAAUACCCAGCCAAGACCCCUGAUCAACAGACCUUUCUGGCAGCUCGUUGGGCAGAGAUGUCAUCCGGAACGAAGUAUAGCUUUUGGUUGAAGAACUUCUUCAAGAGACGCGAUCCUACCACUGAGGCCCUCGGUCUUACGGCCCCAAUGACAGCUCAAAUACCAUACCAGUCUCCGGGCCAGACCCAAGUGUAUUCUCCACCUAGUGGAACCGAUGGGCACGGCAUGCCACCUAUGUGUACUCCGUCUCCUCAUCAUGGGCAAGGGUCAACGGAUACGCCGAGAGGCGAGGAGCUGGAUGCCGAACCCAAGAACAUCACCGUUAACGAGGCCGAGCGAGCUGAAAGGACGCAGUAG